Toxorhynchites rutilus septentrionalis is the source of this 5561-nucleotide messenger RNA. RefSeq names its product WD repeat-containing protein 7 (gene Rbcn-3B). Lineage: Eukaryota; Metazoa; Arthropoda; Insecta; Diptera; Culicidae. The record is from RefSeq and is a predicted model, not a curated record. Gene Ontology annotation, cellular component: cytoplasm. Gene Ontology annotation, molecular function: protein binding. The coding region runs from base 333 to 4748 and encodes 1471 amino acids. The transcript has 15 exons.
UAGUGAAAUGUCACCUGUAAAUAUGAAAAUUUUUAUCAGUACAUAGACUGAAAAUAUUGUAUCUUCAGUUCUUGUUCAUGGAAUAUAUAAGUAAUAUAUUGUAAUCGCAUUGGAAAUAUUCGGUAUACGAAAAUUAACAACUGUGUCGUAACAAAUUAGCAGCAGCCGAAAGUAACACAGUACCAUAUUUGCGUGACAAUAAAGGCAUUCAAGGGUAUGAUGCAAAAAUGAGUCGUUGAGGCGAAGUAAAUUUGUUUCGAUACUCGAUUGAAAUAUUGCAAAUUUACCAUUUACGCAAAGUUGCCUGCUGCUAGUGGGGAAAAAAAGUUAUCAUGUUGAACACUAAUUUGGUGGUUCCCGUGGUACUGUGGGGACCAAAUACUCCCACCCAUUGUGUCUCGAGUGUGUUCUUAUCACGAGACCAAAAAAUCCUUGCGACGGGUUGUUAUGAUGGUCAAAUUUGUUUGUGGCAAGUGAACCCUGAUACACUACAAAUGACACCUCGCUGUUUACUUGUGGGCCAUACGGCUCCUGUGCUCUGUCUGACUCGAGCGUCUAUCAUACAGGAUAACAAUUUCUUGGUCAGCUCGUCGGAGAAUGGUGAAAUGUGCACCUGGGAUCUGGUAGAUGGAAAGUGCACAGAGAGCAUUAAAAUGGCCCAGGUGCAUACCAAUAUACAGGCUUAUCACAUGGCGAACUGUGACGAUAUUCGUUUGUUCUGCAAUGGUUACUAUGCUGAGAUCAUGGUCAUGGAUCCUUUCAGUUUGGAGGUGCUGUUCUGUCUGAGCUCAAAAGUCAAUCCCGACUGGAUUUCUGCGUUGCAUGUUUUAAGACCGUCCAAGCGCAAGGAUGACGUCGUACUAGCCAUUACAACCACCGGAACGGUGAAAGUAUGGACCUUGAUUGGGAAUGAAAAUAAAUAUUCCGAACCAAUCUAUGAAAAUGAGUCGAAACAGAUUCGAUGUUUGAAUGCAAUCACCAUGAAUUGCUGCUCCCAGAACCAACGAACAGUAUUGAUCGUGUGUGCGAAGUAUUGGCAAAUUUAUGAUGCAGGAGAUUUUACUGUUUUGUGUAGUGUGAUCUCGCCUACCGGAGAACGCUGGAUGGGAGGCGACUUUCUGUCGAAUGAUCGCGUUAUACUUUGGUCAGAUGAAGGAAAAGGUUACAUGUAUCGCCUACCAGCUAACAGUAUACCUGAUAAUAAAGAUUUUCAUGGACCGUCAAUUGGAAAAGAUUCGCCAUUCUUGUAUUGUGUUCUCUCGCAAACGGGAGAGAAACCACUAUCUUGCCCACCUACCAUUAAGCUAGUCACAUCGAAUCGGGGUGGAAAGACACAAAAAUAUUUAUUACGUGGCGAUUCAGAAGGAUUUAUCAACAUUUGGGCUGUGCCCGAUAUAACCAUGGAACAGAUCAGAGUAAUUCAAAAUGAGAAACGUUUGCCCGCGACCUUGGAAUCUACAAUUUGUACUAGUUUGGAGGAUGCAUGGAACAAAAUGAAUCCUUUACCAGUUGGAAUACUGGAUCAGUUGUACCGCAAUAGUAGUGAACCGAUGAUUAAAUUGACGUCUAGUAUCUACCUUCCAUUGCAAAGUCGGCUUGUUGUUGGCCGUGAGGAUGGCAGUAUUAUCAUUGUUCCGGCCACCCAAACUGUCAUGCUUCAUCUUCUACAUGGCCAACAUCAGCAGUAUAGUGAUUGGCCUCGUCAUCAGAUUCUUAACGGACACAGUGGUCGUGUGAACUGCUUACUUUGCCCGUCUUUAGCAAACCCACGAUACGACAAAUCACAUCUAGUGUCGGGAGGGGUGGACUUCGCCGUCUGUUUAUGGGAUCUCUACAGUGGACAGCUAAUCCAUCGAUUCUGUGUCCACGCGGGAGAAAUCACCCAGCUGCUGGUUCCACCACCAACAUGCAGCCCAAGAAUUUUGAAAUGUAUUUGUUCGGUAGCCUCCGAUCAUUCGGUUACCUUACUCAGUCUUCAGGAGCGAAAGUGUGUAACUUUAGCCAGCAGACAUCUAUUUCCCGUUGUAUCCAUAAAAUGGCGCCCCUUGGACGACUUUCUCGUUGUUGGAUGUUCAGACGGAACGGUAUAUGUUUGGCAGAUGGAAACUGGACAUCUUGACAGAGUAUUACAUGGAAUUCUUGCUGAGGAAGUUAUGAACGCUUGCGACGAGCAUAUUGGGGAUAGUAGUAGUAGCAUCAGCGGAUCUACCUCGGAAAUGGGUUUGGCUAAUCCAGCUGUACAUUUCUUUAGAGGACUUCGUCACCGUAACAUUAACGCCAUUCGUCACGCAACGCAGCGUGGUAUUCACCAACUUCAACAACUUCACGCACAUAACAAUCAACACGGUGAUUUCCUGAUGAAGAACCGAAGUAGUCCUCUUAUCAUCCAAGGAAUGCGCACCAAUCCAAAAGAUGCUGAAAGUCAUAUUUUAUUUUUCGAUAUCGAAGGAUUAAUAUUCGAAUUACACGCAGAAGAGUACGCUGCGAUGAGUCCAAAUACAUUGGAGGCUGAGGGCUUAUUGAUCCCUGCGGAAGCAGAUUCCCACUCAUCCGAAGCCGGCAAGAAAAUUUCAGACUUCUUCGGUCGAGUUAAGAAUAAAGCUGGGGAUAUGGAAAAAAUUCUUAAAGAAAAGGAUAAACACGGUAUUCUCGCCAAGAUGAAGGAAGGAGCUGAAAAUGUUCAAACGAAGGUACAAGCCAAACUAGAGAGUGUUGUUAAAAACGUUGGUGAUACGGGUAAGGAUACAUGUGAUAUAAGCAAAAAGAUUUCCCCACGUAUGGAAGCUACUCAUGUUAUGGAGGUUGCUCAGUUACUUCUAUCACUCCUACAUUCAUGGGGAUUGGAUCCGCAUCUGGACAAAGUAUGCGAGACUCAACUUGGUCUACUGAAACCAAUGAUUCCAGUUUCUUUCGGUGUGUUAUCAAAGGGUGGCUAUAUGUCGCUUCUGCUUCCCACUUGGCAAAACAACAUCGACGUGAAGAUAACUCCUGAGAAAAUGAAGUCAGUCGAGUUACUGAGACAAGAACAUUUAACAAGUAUGUUCACCGCGCGGUUCCACUGGGAGCUUAGUACAACACUUACUUCGAACCAUCUGCUCGCUUUGAUAUCAAUGUCGAACACAUUGAUGUCAAUGAAUAUGGCUACAUUCAUCCCAGAACAAGAACGUAAUCGAAAAAUGCACAGGCAGUCCACACGUGCUUCAUGGACAAAUGACGAAGAGCAGGAGGAGCUUUAUACUCAACAACAAGCUCAAAUUAAACAGGGAUGGAGUCUCCUGUCUACUCACCAUUGCUUUCUACUACCUGAGAAAAUUGAUGCAUUGGACAUAAACACGUUUAAACGGCCACAAGUUGAAAUGAUGGCUCGUCGCUGGCAGCAUCACUGUUUGGAAAUUCGAGAAGCCGCUCAACAACUAUUGCUCGGAGAACUGGGUCGCAUGGGCAAAAAGGGAAGAAAACAAUUGGUAGAGAGUUGGGCUCAAUAUCUUCCUAUGUAUACGCAUACGGAACCAAUAGCUCAACAAGCGCAAACUGUCAAUCAAUCUAACACAGGUUCUCCUGUUUCGUCCCCUGGGGGACAAACAAUUGAAACACAAGAAGAAGAUUCGGAAGAGGAAGAGGAAGUUGUUCGAAAACCUUCUAGCUUGGCUGAGCUUAAGCGAAAACAAACAACGGCUGUCGUGCUACUUGGGGUGAUCGGUGCUGAAUUCGGCCAAGAUAUCUCGUCAUCAGAUGGCAAAAGGAACAACGAAAACCGUCGUAAGAGUUCUGUCGUGGAAGGUUUCGGAAUUGGCAAUAAUAAUCUCGCUCGUUCUACCUCGAUGGCGUUAACACAUUUACUACUCGCUCCGGCCACACCGAAGCUCCCACCUUACACUCCUCUGCGGAGAGCUGCUAUUGAUUUGAUUGGACGUGGUUUCACAGUUUGGGAACCAUAUAUUGAUGUCAGUAAAGUCCUGCUUGGUUUGUUGGAAAUGUGCUGCGAUUCAAACCGACUCAUUCCAAGUCUGAAUUAUAAACUACCGCUGACACCGCAGGCCGAUGCUUGUCGAACGGCACGGCAUGCGUUAAGGCUCAUCGCAACUGCUCGACCUGCUGCAUUUAUCACUACGAUGGCGCGUGAGGUAGCCCGAUACAAUACAAUGCAACAGAAUGCGCAGGCAAUCAGUGUCCCUAUCACGCAGUCCGUUCUACAUCGGGCCAAACGGGAAAUUUUACAAUGUGUCGAGAUGUUGAUAGAUAAGAUGCAAACAGAGAUUGCAAGCUUGCUCGUUGAGGUUAUGGAUAUUACCCUGCACUGCGUCGAUGGUGGCGAUCUUAAAAACAAGGGACUCGCUGAGGUCAGUCCAUCGAUGUGUAAAUUCAAUCAAGUAUCACAUUGCAGUGCUUCACGGCGUAUAGCAGUGGGUGCUAGUAAUGGCCAUCUGGCCAUCUAUGAGCUGCGUCAGAAUAAAUGCCAGAUGAUACCGGCCCACACAAAGCCGGUAACAGCGCUAGCGUUCAGUCCAGAUGGGAAGUUUUUGGUGAGUUACUCCUGCGCCGAAAACCGAUUGUCGUUCUGGCAAACGAGCACCGGAAUGUUUGGGUUGGGACAAUCCCAGACUCGUUGCAUCAAAGGCUACUCAACGGCACCGAUUCCAGAUGUCGCUAGACUAAAUCCAAUGCGGUUGGCAAAACUGAUUUGGAUUAACAACAGAACAGUGACGCUAAUGUUGGCCGAUGGCUCGGAAACGCGGUUCAAUGUGUAGGUAAAAUAAAAAAUUACAUAAUUCAAACAGCUAAAUGCAUUAGCGUUGCCAUUACAUAUGUGUGUGUGUAUUAUGAACGUUGUAUAUUGCAAUAAAAUACCAAAUUUUAUUAUUUAUCAUAUUAAGAAGUUACAGUUAUUCGAUCAGCAGAUUCAUGUUUUUCCCUCUUAAUUUGUGACUGUGAUUUGAUGUGUAAUCCAAUUAAGAAAAACGAGCGGAAGGCAGAAACCAUCAGGGUCAGUUUUUGAGCCAUUAGUUUUUUGCGUUCAUUCAUUAUUCCUUUUCACCAAUCCCAUCCCCAGAAAUAGCAAGAUGGGAAUGUAGAAGCAGGGUAAAAACUAGAAAAUCGAAGCGAAAACAUACACAGAGUUUCUUCAAUUUCUUUCUUGUGUGAUUCUCAUCCAGGCAGCUUAUAUAAUUGGAAAAAAAGAUUGUCUGUAGCUAUGUUCUUCCUCUUUACUACUUCCGCAUAUGGUAGCGCGGAUCAGAGACUAUUUCGCAAACCACAUAAAAUGGUUUAAUAAUUGGAUAGGAUGUGGACGAUUAAUGAUUGACCCACAUCUGGAUGAUCAAGGUAAACUGUUACUAUGAAUAUGAAUUGAUUAGCUAUAGGUGCGAUGACCUGAAUUAUAAAUGAAUGUUGUUAGUUGGAAACGGUUCUUGGGAACCUUAUAAAGAAUCCUGUGUUGGCUGAAAUGCUUAUUCUAUUCCAUUAUCUACACACUAAAAAAGUAGCUUCAUAAAAGCAUUACAACAAUACAAUGUAACGUGUUAUUGUUAGUUUAUUGAAUAUAUUGUUGAAUAUCAAAUAAA